This is a messenger RNA of Pelobates fuscus (common spadefoot toad), 941 nucleotides long. RefSeq names its product phosphoribosyl transferase domain containing 1 (gene PRTFDC1). Gene Ontology annotation, cellular component: cytosol. Gene Ontology annotation, molecular function: hypoxanthine phosphoribosyltransferase activity. Bases 165 to 848 code for a protein of 227 amino acids. Lineage: Eukaryota; Metazoa; Chordata; Amphibia; Anura; Pelobatidae. Gene Ontology annotation, biological process: purine ribonucleoside salvage. The transcript has 10 exons. The record is from RefSeq and is a predicted model, not a curated record.
ACAAGCCUGUCUUUGAGCUAAGCCCUCCUCCCCCCAGCUCAGCCAACUAAUGACUUUGAUUCCUCCUUUUUGUACUUUUCUGCAGACGGAAGACAGGCUGAGGACCAGAAAGUCAUCCCACAAAUCCCUUCUGUUGAUCUUCAUCAAACUGCCCUCUUAUAAAUAUGUGUGAAAGCAACUUAUCAAGCUUCCCCUGCUCUACACAUCGUGGACUUGUGAUUUCCGAUACAUGGCCUGGAUAUAACUUGGAUGUAUUUUCGUUACCGAACCAUUACUGUGAAGAUUUGGAAUGUGUAUAUAUUCCGCAUGGUGUGAUAGUGGACAGGAUAGAACGCUUAGCUAGUGAUAUAAUGAAAGACAUCGGAGAUAAUCAUAUUACAGUCUUAUGUGUGCUUAAAGGAGGAUACAAGUUCUGCGCUGAUCUAGUUGAACACAUCAAGAAUCUCAGUCGAAAUUCAGAAAGGUUUAUUUCCAUGAGAGUAGACUUCAUCAGGCUCAGAAGCUACUGUAAUGACAAAUCCACAGAAGAUCUGCAAAUUAUUGGAGAAGAGGAGCUGUCAAAGCUGACUGGGAAGAAUGUACUUAUUGUAGAGGAUGUUAUUGGAACUGGUAGGACGAUGAAGGCUUUGCUUAGUCACAUUGAGAACUACAAUCCAAAAAUGGUAAAAGUGGCAAGCUUGCUUGUGAAAAGGUCUGCUGGAAACAACACCUAUAGCCCUGACUAUACCGGAUUUGAAAUUCCUAACAUAUUUGUGGUGGGAUAUGCUUUAGAUUACAACGAACACUUUCGAGAUCUUCAUCACAUAUGUGUCAUCAGUGAUAAAGGCAAAGAGAAAUAUAAAGUGUGACAAAAUGAACUUAUAACCUACGUUUUUUAGAAGACACAGACUGUUACCAUAAAAUGUGAAUGGCAUUAAAACUUAUUAUUUUUGCAAAAAAAA